AUCCUAUCACGAUUCACUCCCCAGCUAUUUGGAUUUGCAGAGAGAGAGAGAGAGAGAGAGAGGGAGAGAUGGGGAGGAAGAAGGAAGAAGAUGGAGUGGAGAGGAAGGCGGGAGGGAUGGUGGUGGUGAGCCCAAAGCCGCAAAGUGGCAUCAUCGCCAAGGCUAUAGAUUGGCUGGAAUGGAUGAUCGUGAAGAUGGUGCACGAUUCCUCCAAACCCCUUCACUAUCUCUCCGGCAAUUUCGCUCCAGCCCUCGAUGAAACUCCCCCCUGCAAGGACCUUCCCGUCAUCGGCCAUCUCCCCGAAUGCCUGAAUGGUGAGUUUGUCAGAGUUGGUCCCAAUCCAAGCCUUCCGCCGGUGGCGGGGUACCAUUGGUUUGAUGGAGAUGGAAUGAUUCAUGGUUUGCGCAUUAAAGAUGGAAAAGCAACAUAUGUCUCUCGUUUUGUGAAGACAUCACGUCUCAAGCAAGAACAAUAUUUUGGAGGAGCUAAGUUUAUGAAGAUAGGGGAUCUUAAGGGGAUGUCUGGACUUCUUAUGGUUUACAUGCAAAUGCUAAGAGCAAAGCUGAAAGUAUUAGAUCUUUCCUAUGGAACAGGCACGGCCAAUACAGCACUGAUUUAUCACCACAGGAAGCUUUUGGCACUUUCAGAGGGAGAUAAACCAUAUGUAGUAAAAGUCUUGGAGGAUGGAGAUUUACAAACUCUUGGCAUGAUGGAUUAUGACGAGAGAUUGACACAUUCCUUCACUGCUCAUCCGAAGGUUGACCCAAUAACUGGAGAGAUGUUUGCCUUCGGCUAUUCUACUACACCACCCUAUAUCACAUACCGAGUUGUAUCAAGGGAUGGUGAAAUGUAUGAACCAGUUCCAAUAACAAUACCAGAACCUGUCAUGAUGCAUGAUUUUGCCAUCACUGAGAAUUAUGCAAUUUUCAUGGAUCUCCCGCUAUAUUUCAGACCAAAGGAAAUGGUUAAAAACAAAGAGUUCAUAUUCAAAUUUGAUAAUACAAAAAAAGCUCGCUUUGGAGUCCUUCCACGCUAUGCGAAGAAUGAAAUGCUAAUUAAAUGGUUUGAGCUUCCUAAUUGCUUCAUAUUUCACAAUGCAAAUGCAUGGGAGGAAGGGGAUGAAGUUGUUCUGAUUACAUGCCGUCUUGAAAAUCUGGAUCUCGAUAUGGUCAAUGGACCUGUCAAAAAAGAUCUUGAGAAUUUUGCAAAUGAGUUGUACGAGAUGAGAUUUAACAUGAAAAGUUGUCAAGCUUCACAGAAGAAACUGUCCGAGUCUUCUGUUGAUUUUCCACGGGUGAAUGAGAAUUACACUGGGAGGAAACAGCGAUAUGUAUAUGGGACCAUACUAAAUAACAUUGCCAAGGUCAAGGGGGUCAUCAAAUUUGAUCUGCAUGCUGAACCAGAGACCAUGAAAACACAGCUUGAAGUGGGAGGGAAUGUACAAGGCAUUUUUGACCUUGGUCCAUCCAAAUUUGGUUCUGAGGCUGUUUUUGUUCCUCGUCAGCCAGGUACCACAUGCGAAGAGGACGAUGGCUACUUGAUAUUCUUUGUACAUGAUGAGACCACCGGGAAAUCAGCGGUGAAUGUAAUUGAUGCCAAAACAAUGUCAUCUGAUCCUGUUGCUGUUGUUGAAUUGCCCAAACGAGUUCCUUAUGGAUUCCAUGCCUUCUUCGUGACUGAGGAACAACUUCAACUCCAAGCAGAAACUUGAGAUCAAAUCAUCAACUUGGUGACUAUAUUUGUGGUGUAUGUUUCAGUUAUAUAUAGAAAUGGCUACUGUAAAGCUACUUAUGCACAACUUUGAAAGGUACAUUUAUUAAUAAAGGUUCUGUAUAGUUGCCCUAAAUAAAUACCCAGUACAUUGAAUAAUGGUUCUGUGUAGUGUGUACUAUCAGAUUGUAUUAUUCUUAUAAAAUUUUUAUUGAAAAGAAAAAAAAUAAUGUUUUACACUUUAA
Molecule: messenger RNA, 1956 nt
Organism: Cuscuta campestris
Lineage: Eukaryota; Viridiplantae; Streptophyta; Magnoliopsida; Solanales; Convolvulaceae
Source: the annotation of a GenBank genome assembly